This is a messenger RNA of Morone saxatilis (striped sea-bass), 11788 nucleotides long. RefSeq names its product Ral GTPase activating protein catalytic subunit alpha 1 (gene ralgapa1). NCBI's taxonomy places the organism in Eukaryota, Metazoa, Chordata, Actinopteri, Moronidae. The record is from RefSeq and is a predicted model, not a curated record. Gene Ontology annotation, molecular function: GTPase activator activity. Gene Ontology annotation, biological process: positive regulation of GTPase activity; regulation of small GTPase mediated signal transduction. Gene Ontology annotation, cellular component: nucleus; cytoplasm.
GUAUCCAUUAUUUUGUUUUCCCUCCCCUCCGCCUCCGCCAUGAUGUUUUCUAAGUGAACAGCCGAGCUGGUUUAGCCUUCAGGCUGCGGACUGUUGUGGAAGGGAGGUGCGAUGGAUGGAUGCUUUGCCCCGCUACGUUUUUCCAUAUUUGUCUUAGGUUAAACAGAAUGCCUCAUCUCCGACAGAAUUUACCUCUCGUUAUACUCCGCGCUGUUGCGGAGGGCUGCUAAUUUGCAGCGCAGCGUUAAUAGAUGAUCCAGGAGCAACGAUUUUUCCUCAUAGUUUGAAGAUUAACGCUAGCUGAGGCUGUUUAAGUGGCUACACAGCUAGCCCCUCCUUGCUGUCUACCAUCGCAUUCUUGUGUCUUUUGCCCCAGGAAUGUUUUCCAAAAAGCCUCAUGGAGACGUUAAAAAAUCAACACAGAAAGUGUUGGACCCAAAGAAGGACGUGUUGACGAGGCUGAAACAUCUCAGAAUUGUCAUUGAAAACGCAGAGCCUUCAGAGCUGAAACAGUUCUUCGACCUGAACUACUCUCAUAUCUACUAUGUCUUCUUUGAGAACUUUGUCACCAUUGAGGUCAGCCUCAAGCAAAAAGGUCACAAGUCUCAGAGGGAGGAGCUGGACUCCAUCCUAUUCAUCUUUGAGAAAAUCCUCCAGCUCCUGCCAGAGAGAAUCCAGAGCCGAUGGCAGUUCCACAGCAUAGGGCUGAUCCUCAAGAAGCUGUUGCACACUGGGAACUCUCUGAAGAUUCGUCGUGAAGGAGUGCGUUUGUUCUUGCUGUGGAUGCAGGCAUUACAGAGCAAUGCAGAGCGUGAGCAGCUCUGCAUGUUUGCCUGUUUGAUUCCUGGCUUCCCAGCUCCACUUUGCCAUGGGACCCCACGCACCCUGGACACUCUGAUCAACCCACCGCUGAGUUUAACAGAGACUCAGGUUACCCCAGAAGAGAUCACUCCAUUGGUUCCUCCUCAGUCAGGUGACAAGAACCAGGAAGACCUCACUGCUUACUUUUUAGAAGCUCUACUCAAAUACAUGGUAAACCAGGCCAAGUCUCUUGAGUGGCGUUGUAAAGAGAACCAUGAACGUGGCUUCAGUUUCCUCUUCGGUCACUUCAGGAAGUUUUACCUUCCUCACAUUUUUCCCAACUUCGCCAUGGAAACAAGCCUCUACAAUCCAAUACUGGACGUGCCUCCGAUGCGUCCUAAGCCCUACUACAGUGUGGUGCGGAGGGAGCAAGAUGGCGGUGAAACGCUGUACUGUACCAAGGAGAGCUUCCUUCAGGCCCGAGUCAUCUUUAUCCGCUGGCUGGUUUCUUUCUGGCUCGAGCCACGACCCAACACACAGACACACAUCCCAGGAACAGAAGGAGAGAACGUUCCCAAGAACAUACAGCGAGCAGCAGCCGGGCUGGCAGCUCGCUCUGCAGGCAGCUCAGAUGACAGUGGUGGAGGCGGGAUCCGGUCUGACAGCCACCUGGAAGGUAGCGGCUGCUCAUCUGGACCAGGCGGAGGCAGCAUGGGGCUAUCUGGGGGUUCAGGGCUUGGGGGCGAGCCUGAACAAAGCCACUCCAACACAUCAACAUUGACAGAGAGGGAACCCAGCUCCUCCUCGCUCUGCUCCAUGGAUGAAGAGCAGCUGACGGACAUGGAGGUGGUGAGGAGAGUUCUGACAAGCUCCAGAACCAACGUCAACUUCAUCACUGAGAUCUUCAGACAGGCAUUUCUCCUUCCCAUGUGCGAAGCUGCAGCGAUGCGUAAAGUGGUCCGUGUUUACCAGGAGUGGAUCUCCAUGGAGGAUAGGCCAGUGUUCAUGAAGGAGCCAGAUGAGGGCCCCUAUCCCAUAGCCACAGGCGGCAGUCUGGAUUCAGGCUCUCAGCUCGGAGACAAGGAAGAUGAGGGAAUGAACAAGGCAAUUGACAGUGAAUUGCUGGAGUAUAGUGUUCAUGCUGGAGUUCAAACUACACUACAGGUAUUUAUCACCCACUCCUCCAACGUUUUCCUAUUGGAGCCGGCAAAUGACAUCAAGAUCCUUUUAGAGGAGCAUGUGGACAUGUGCAAGCGAGUCCUGAACAUCUACCGCAGCCUUGUCAUGCAUGAGACCAUGGACCAGAAAACAUGGGAACAGAUCUUACUGGUUCUGCUGAGGGUGACAGAAUCUGUGAUGAAAAGACCUCCAUCCAUCAUGCCCCAGGGCAAAAAGAACAACACACUGUCAGGCAGACUGGCUGGACCUAUCUUUCAGACACUGAUAGUAGCCUGGAUUAAGGGGAACUUAAACGUCUACAUCAGCAGAGAACUGUGGGACGACCUCCUCUCCGUUCUCUCCUCUCUUACCUGCUGGGAUGAACUGGUCACUGAGUGGUCACUCACCAUGGAGACGCUCACCAAGGUGUUGGCCAGGAACCUGUACAGUGUUGAUCUGAAUGAGCUGCCUCUGGACAAACUCAGUGAACAAAAACAGAAGAAACAUAAAGGAAAAGGUAUAGGUUCGGAGGGCCAGCGGCAGAUUGUGGAUCGUUCCUUCUCUAAAGGCUGGAGCAGAGACCAACCAGGCCAGGCAGCAGCCAUGAGGCAGCGAAGCGCCACCACCGCUGGCUCACCAGGCAUCGAAAAGGCCAGGAGUAUUGUCCGCCAGAAGACUGUAGACCUUGAGGACCCGCCAAUCACGCUGACAUCCCGUCCCUCUCGGAUGCGGCACUCCUCCCAGAGUGACGAGGCCCCUCCCACUUCCUGUUCUGAGGUCUUCCAGGGAGUGGCUUGUGACCUGGAUGCUCCGGCCCCUUCGUCCCUUGCAAGGAGCAGCAGUGCCUCUGACGUCAUGGAGCCUUUCAUCGCAGAGCGGGUCAAAGGUGAAGACCCCCUGAGGGAUCCCGCUUCGAUCCCAAAUUCCCCCCACCUCCACUCCACAACUUCUUCCUUACUGGCAGCCAAAAGCCACGCAGCUCAACCACUCCCACAUCCCCCCACCUCUCCCUCUCCCACUCCUUUUACCUUUUCUAAUGAUGGUGCUGUCUCGUCCUCAGAGGGACAAGAUGAUGAUAAUUCUUAUGACCAGUUCUGGCAGCAGAUUGGCUGUCAAAGCCAAGGCUCUAGUUCUGAUUGGGUAAGUGACUGGGAUUCUGCCUUUGCCUGUUCAUCUGAAAAGGAAAUCGAUGUAGAAGAGGGUGAGAUCGGGGCUGGGGUAGAGGAGGAGGAUGAUUUAUUCUCCUCUAUUAGGGACUAUCUCACUCACAAAGGAGGUGAAAGGAAGGAAGAGGCAGGAGAUAAAGAUAGUCUUGGUCAUGUACUCGAGAACAGUGUUGUAACUUUACCUACGCCUGUGCAAACAGGGGUAGCUAGAACACAAAUGGAAUACACAGGACAGGUAGGAGAGGCAAGACAGGUGGUGAGAGAGGACAGACAGACUUGUAAACAGGACAGACAGGUAAGUAAAUCUGUGAGACAUAGCAGUGUGGAUUCAACAGAGGAGAAUGAGGCAGAGCAGCGGAGCAUCUAUGAAUGCCUGGAGUUGCAGUGCCAGUGGCCGUCACCCAAUGCAAGGGGGAGUGCUAGCUUAGAAAGACACAGUGGGGAGAAAAGGGGAGUAGGAAAUACAGGAAGGGCAGCAGGAUGGGAAGGGAAAUGUGACUUGUCGAGAGAAAUGGGAGAAGAGAAAGAGGAUGAUAAAGAAGCAGCAUUAAAAGAAAGGUCCAGUUUAAUUAGACAAGACAACGCAUUAGAUUCUAGCACCGAUUCAAAUCAAAGUGCCCAAACUUCUGACACAGCUAAGGCCAAGAUGUCCCGUAGUAGCACCAAAAGGCACCAUUCUGGUGGGGUUCAUGUUAGCUUCCGGCCCUCGACUGAGUCAGUCCAGUUCCACAAUCCCCUUGAGAGUAAAGAGGCCCACUGGAAAGCCCGGCUGCGCCGCCUAAGUCACUUCCACACACACAGCCACUCAGCUGGGGAGAGGUCCGGGGCCGGAGCUGGGGCAGGGUCAGGUGCGAAGCAGGGAGCAGGGGCUUCAGGUAAGUUUGGCUCUGUAGCUGGGAUUAGCCAUAGAGCAGGAGCUCAUGAGAAAUUAGCCACUGGGACUGUAACGGAUAACAGCGGGAACACAAUUGCUGGAGGCCUGGAAAGCAGGGCUGGGACUGGAGGGGACAAGGACAAGCAACAUCCUGGAUCCUGUGUGGGAUCAAACCUGGGCUCUGAGGCUCCCUCAGAGGCGUCUUUAAGCAGUUCAGGUUUCUCUGGCGUGUCGUCAGGGGUGCGUGGCCGUUUGGGACGUUCUGCCUUGCGAUCUCGAGCCUCCCGCUCUCGCUCCCAGGAGCCCGGCAGCACUGCCUCACGACACCACCAGGGGGCUCUCCUUGGUGGCGUCUACAAGAGUGUGGUUCACGCUCUGUCCUCAAAGCCCCGGCCCCGGGGUCAGGGGUCAUCCCAAGGCUCGUCGCCACAGCGGCAGGGCCGGGCCGCCAUGGGUGACGCAUCGCUAAGAGACCUCUACUCCCACGUCCUGGGCUACUUUGGACGAAAGACGACUACGCCAGUCAACAAAGAAGAGGUGGUACAGAAGGCUCGUCCAGUCUCCAGCGACGUAGGAAGCACCAACCCAAACUUCUCCGACCUCAUGGAUGAGUUUAUCCAAGAGAGACUGAGGGCCAAAGGGACAGCAGGCCGUCGUGGCAGCAGCCCAGGAAGUCUGGAGGUUCCCAGGGACCUGCCGGAGCUCCUAGAGGCAGGCCAGAGUCCCGGAUCCCGUCCUUCAGAUGAUCUCCGUCCCAUCGAUGAUCCGGGCGUUCCCUCUGAAUGGACGUCACCUGCAAGUGCCAGCGGCUCUGAUGUCAUCAGCUCAGACAGCCAGUCAGACUCCUUUAAUGCCUUUCAGUACUCCACCUGCAAGUUUGAAAAUUUUACUUUCAGUUCGGAAGCAUGUGGAGGAGGAGCUGGAUCGGGAGGCGGAGGUCGAGGUAGUUCCCUGGAUCAGGACAGCCUGGGAGGGGGUGUGGCCUGCGAAGAACAUGAAGUAGCCAGUUUGACAACGCUUCACCUCGACUCGGAGACCAGCAGCCUCAGCCACACUGUCACUGUUACUGGUUCUGAGAGUGCAUCUCCCAUGCACUCCCUUGGGGGCUCUCGCUCCCAGACGCCCUCCCCUGCCACACUGACAGCAGAGCACACUGAUCACACACACUCUCACUCACAUACACACCUACAGCUGGACCAGAAGCUCCACAACUCUGUCCUGCAGACACCUGAUGACCUGGAAACCAGCGAGUUCCCCAGCGAGGACUGCAGUGUGAUGGCGGGUGGCACUCUAACUGGAUGGCACGCAGAUGUUGCCACGGUAAUGUGGCGGAGGAUGCUGGGUAUCCUGGGGGAUGUCAAUAGCAUCAAAGAUCCAGAGAUCCAUGCUCAGGUCUUCGACUAUCUGUGUGAACUGUGGCAAAACCUGGCCAAGAUAAGAGAUAAUUUGGGCAUUUCUCUGGACAACCAGUCGUCACCCCCUCCCCCUGUUCUGAUCCCACCCCUGAGAAUCCUCACCCCCUGGCUCUUUAAGGCCACCCAAAUGCUGUACAGAGCGUUACCGAAGCCCAGGGGAAGCUUUUCAUGCCGUAACAAGCUGAUCUGCAGGAUCAUGAAGAGACGGCAAGAUGUUUCCCCAAACACAGAUUUUCUCACACACUUUUACAACAUCAUGCACCAAGGACUGCUGCACCAAGACCAGGACAUUGUGAACACCAUUAUAAAGCACUGCAGUCCCAGGUUCUUCAGUAUCGGGCUACCUGGAGCCACCAUGCUGAUCCUGGACUUCAUCAUUGCAGCUUCUAGAGUCACCGCCUGCUCAUCACUAAAUGCUCCAAGAGUAGAGGCCCAGAUCCUGCUUGGAUCUCUGGUGUGUUUUCCCAACUUGUAUGGGGAGCUUCCAGCCCUCCAUCCCACCACAGCUGACGUGGUGCUCACCAAGUUCCCUGACGUCAAGGAGCAUGUUAUCAAAACCAUCCUGACCUCUGCCAGGGACGAACCCUCUGCUCCUGCUAGGUGUGUGGCUCUGUGUAGUCUGGGUAUCUGGCUGUGCGAGGAGUUGGCUCAUGGGACUCAACAUCCACAGAUUAAAGAUGCUCUCAACGUCAUCUGUGUCACUCUGAAGUACCCCAAUAAGAACGUAGCACUGGUGGCGUCUGAUAUCCUUCACCUCCUGAUCAGUCAUGUGGAUCAUCUUCAGAAAUUCCCCCCCGACACUCCAAAGAAGAUCGUAGAGAUUUUGAUCGCAACCAUCACAUACUUGCUGCCUACUACGGAGUCCUCUCUGCAUGAACUGGAUAAGAGGCUGGUAGUGUCCCUCCUGUUGUGUCUGUUGGACUGGGUGAUGGCUCUGCCUCCCAAGACUCUUCUUCAACCUGUUCAAACACGAAGCCCCCCAGACAAGGACCAGCCUACCAAGACUCUGCUCAGCUGUAUUUAUAAGGUAUUGCAUGGUUGUGUAUAUGGAGCCCAGUCUUUCAACAGUCCCAAGUAUUACCCGCUGCAGCUGUCAGACCUGCUGAGUCCAGACUACGACCCGUUCCUACCAUUAGAGAGCCUCCGAGAACCAGAACCCCUGCACAGCCCGGACUCUGAACGCUCCAGCAAACUACAGCCUGUCACUGAAGUUCGCAGCCGUAUUCAGCAGGGCCUCGUUUCCAUCGCAGCCAGAACAGUUAUCACGCACUUGGUCAACCAUCUAGGACAUUAUCCAAUGUCUGGAGGGCCUGCUACUCUGUCUAGUCAGGUGUGUGAAAACCAAGACAACCCGUUCUGUGAGAGUGCAGAUCUCGGACCAGAGCUUUUCCAUUCACCAAACCUACAGUUUCUGGUUCUGAACGGCUCCACGCUGCUCUCAGUGUAUCAGAUCCGAUCUGAGUCCGGUGUACCAGGAGGCGGAAUGACAGCUGGUUUGUCCUCUGCUCCAGCUUGCGUUCGUGUCAUCAUCCGAGAUGUGGCUGGGAAACACUCAUGGGACUCUGCCGUUCUCUACGGGCCUCCACCAUGUUCCCCAAGCAGCCCGACACACACAUUUCUGUCACACACACAAUCACCUCACAGUGCGAAUCUUCAUUUACGCACCCCACCAGGAGGUCCACCGAAAAAGAUGGGAGUGAAGAGAGAAGACAGCGAAGAAGAGGCCCAGGAGGAGAGGGAGGCAGAGGAAGGAGGAAGAGGGAUGGAGAGUGAAAGGCAAGGGUUUCAGGAAGAGGAGGAGGAGGAGGAGGAGGAGGAGGAAGGAGAGGAAAGAGAGGAAAGAGAAGUCAACGAGGCUGAGAAGGGAGAUCAAAGAGGAGGUGAAAGAGACGUGGGAGAGGAGGAGCAGGAGGAGGAGAAGAACGAGCAUAGGAUGGAUGGGAUGGGUGAUCGAGAGGAGUCGGGCUUAGAACAGCUUCUAGCUCCGCCAUUGGCUAAACGUGUGUGUCGGGAGGCAGUGCCAGCAUGGGACUCACUGACAGAGGGGGACGAUGCACUGGAUGAAAUGCUGCAAUACCUGGGAUACUCGAGUCCAGAGUGUCUGCAGAGAGCAGGCAUGCCGCUCAACAUACCAGCCCCUCCUCCAGCGUGUGUUUCAGAAAAGCAGGAGAACGAUGUGAUCAAUGCCAUCCUGAAACAGAGCGCUGCUGAAAGAGAGUUCGUCCUUCAUAGAGGCGAGGAGUUGAACAUGAGGGCAGUGCAGCAGACUGAACCAGAGACUCAGACACCACAGUCUGCCUUCUACUACUGCAGACUACUGAUCAACAUACUGGGACUCAACUCCUGGGAAAAGAGAAGUAACUUUCAUUUGUUGAGGAAGAAUGAGAAGUUAUUGAGAGAGCUGAAGAACCUGGACUCACGGCAGUGUCGUGAGACUCAUAAAAUAGCAGUAUUUUAUGUGGCUGAGGGCCAAGAGGACAAACACUCCAUACUAACCAACACAGCGGGCAGCCAAGCUUAUGAAGACUUUGUCUCUGGACUGGGAUGGGAGGUGGACCUUACUACUCACUGUGGCUUCAUGGGAGGUCUCCAGAGGAAUCGCAGUACGGGCCAAACUACACCUUACUACGCCACCUCCACUACUGAGGUCAUCUACCACGUCUCAACCCGCAUGCCCCAUGACCAGGACCACAACCUCACCAAGAAGCUUAGACACCUGGGUAAUGACGAGGUCCACAUUGUUUGGUCGGAACAUUCCAGAGACUACCGUCGAGGGAUCAUCCCCACUGAGUUUGGAGACGUGCUAAUCGUCAUCUACCCCAUGAAGAACCACAUGUACUCCAUCCAUAUACUCAAAAAACCAGAGGUGCCAUUCUUUGGUCCGCUGUUUGACGGUGCUUUAGUGGACAUGAAGAUUUUGCCCACCAUGGUGAGAGCCACAGCUAUCAACGCCAGUCGAGCUCUCAAGUCCCUCAUUCCCCUAUACCAAAACUUGCUCCUGCCUAGAGAUUCUUCGGGGAGAAAGUCCGGCUCUUGGGGAGGCAGGGAGCGACUCGGCAUCCCCCAUGUCUCCUCGGACUAGCAAGAGCCGCAUGUCCAUGAAGCUGCGACGCUCCUCUGGAUCGGCCAAUAAGACUUAAGCUCUCUACACUACAUGGCCUAGUCCGAACUGACACUUCAUGUCCUCAAAAAGGUGUUUCUCCACAGAAAAUCUGGUCUAUAAUUGUACUUAAAAGUACAAGAAAUUGAACACAAUGCAUUUUCAAUUGAACUUUUGGAGGAAAAUUUACAUAGAUUUACAUUUUACAUAAGAUUUCCAACAGUGAAAAUAAUGCGAGGUGUUCCCAGGCUCGUCCCAUCUCCUCCAGCAUGCUGCCGUUCUGAUUGGACACUGGCCUUUUAUGUACAGAACGCUUUGUCGCACAGUUGUACACGUAAUAGUAUUCUGUUGACUAUAUUAUACUGUAACACUGCUCACAGCUGCUAAAUUUAUCCUUAGCUUUGCUGUAAAAAACAAACAGUUGAACCAGUGCUGCAGCAUGCUGACCUUUGCCAUAGUAGAAACAGCCUAAGCAGUGCAGUAUUAGUUCCUCGCAAUCUGUGCCAUGUUAGAAAUUGCGCACAAACUGCAGUGUGUAACCUUGACUGCAAAAAGCUUAAGUGUGCCACAUUAUAGCUCUAGAAACUACAGAACAAAGCUGCAGAACAAAGAGAAACAAAAGCUCUUGAGUCUCUUGGUGUUGUUGAACGUCUCUAUUGGGCAAUCUGUAUAUUUGUACUAUAGUCAGUCCAUGCGUGUACAGACAGAAACAUGAGUUUUGAUAUAAAAAGAAUGAAUUCAGAGUGAUUAAACCUAUAGUGUUGCCUGAAGAAAGCAAGAUAAAAGUCUAUUUUUGUUCUCAGUGCAGCAUCAACCUAUAAAGAUAAGGACAGGGGUCGCUUUCUCUUCAGUCCUCAUAGAAUUGUAAAUAGGAACUCAUCUAUUUGCUAACAAUUAAUAAAAACCUGUUAUUGUGGAUGUGGCAACGUUCUCAAGCCAAAAAUGUUCUAAAUCCCCUUCUUGGGACUGAAAGCUGCCCCUUUGAGUGAAGCCACGUGAGAAACAGUGUUAAAGAAAGGAUGGAGGGAUUAUUUGUCUUUCAUAGAGGAGAGAAAAGCGCUUUCUAGGACAUUAACAAGAUUACUGAUCAAAGAGGAAGCACUUGUUAUAUAAUGUUGAGUUUUGACCUUUUUUUUGCUCAUGCUGUAAAAUGUGGACAAGCACUGAUGUUCGUUACAUUUAUUCUUCUUCUUUUUUGUUCAUUUUUUUAAAAAACAUUGACUGUAAAAUGUGUUUUGACCCGAACAAGAAUGUUGCUGUAUUUUUAAGUUCAGUGUCACUCCGUCAUCUGAUGCAAUCGAACCACAGCUUUUCUUUCUUUGUUCCUAUAUAUAUAUAUAUAUAUAUAUAUAUUUUCUGUAUAUCUAUAUAUGUAUGAGUAUAAAUAUAUAUAUAUAUAGUAGAUAUAUGAAUAUCUAUAAGAAUGUGUACAGUGUGCGGAGGCUUGUUGUGUAUAUACUGUUAUGUGAGAAUAGCUGCCAAAGCCAAACUGUGGUUUAACCUCAGACCACAUAUCCACUUAAAAUGGGUUGACACUACAAGGUUUUUCCUUUUCAUAACCAGUUUGCACUUCAUUUUCUCUGAGUUUAAAGGUAAUUUCAUUGUAGCUCAAAUACUGUUGCUAAAUGUAACCUUGGUACCACAGCCAGAUUGGGGAAAUUCAGUGUAAAGUAAGGAGAAAAAACAGAAGUUUAUGGCCAUCAUUCACAACCUUAUGGAGGGCGGGAGGAGGAAAGAAGAUACUUGGCUCUAUAGAAGAUACUAUAGAGUCAAGGCCAAAGAGGGGGAGAAAGGAAAGAGAUGUCAACUUACCACUUAAAUUAUCAAUGGUUUUUUGGUUCUUUUCUUUCCACUCUACUCUUAUCUUUAGACUCAUCCCCCUGUUCCAGUUCUGGAUGGAGGGGAUCCACAUGUAAUCCCAAAAUGUAACACUACCAUAGACGAUUUUCAUGUAUUGAUCGCCUCAUUUCAGCACUCCAUCAGAUCAGCUUAGCUCAGAUACAGAUGACAAGGUUUCAAAUCAGCUUACAUAGCUGAAGUACUGUAGUUUUCCAGGGUUUAUCACGAUUGAAAGUUCUUUCAUUUAUUUUACAAGAUGGCUUGUUUUCCGCAUGUUUCCAUUAUUUUUCAAUGGUUCCUGACAAAGGAAAUAUACAUAUAUGAAAGAUCUGUAUUUGAAAAGUGAUCUGAGUUCAAAGGUUUUGCAUUAUGCUUCACUGCUUGAAGUGUAUUCACAGCUGUAUUGUCUGUUACGGUUUCAUUUUUUUAUGUUUUAUUUCAGCCGUAGGUUCUCCGUAGAGAGGAUUGUAAAACUUUUUAUUUUUAUUUUGAACCCCUCAGUGGGGGUUGAAGUGGUUAGCUUUUAGAAAUCUGCCAUUGUCAAAUUCAUGUCCUGUUACUUUGUGUGUGAAUAUUUGUAGUCAGCUGAGAUUUAAAUUGUCCCUUUAAAUUAUUGCUGUUACAAUUAUUAUAAUUAUUGCUGAGGUUAAAGCACCAUUGAUUGGUCGAGGCACGUGGUCUAGUAGCCCCACUGCACUCUGGGAUUGAUCCUGUACAUGCUGUAUAUAGACUACAGCUCACCUGCCAGUCACAGACUGUGUCUCAAUGCGCUCGGUUACGUCCUGUAAACACUUCGACAACCUGAACCUGUUCAGGCUACAUCACAGCAAGGCCCUCUUUACACUCCUUUAUACUCUUUGGAUUAAAAUACCAGUGAAUCCCCAUGCUGCUGCUUUUAUGUACCAUGGAAAAGAUGGGAAGUUUCAUACUUACAAAUGUGUUUCACCGAUUACAAAUACUAAUUUCAGUGUUUGGCAAUGAGCUCAAAAUGAUCUGCUCAUUAAACUGAAGAUGUACGACUCCAUAAAUGUUUGUUUAGUUUAAGAAGCCUGAUAAGCAGCAACCAAAAUGACUAGAAAACCUAAGUUACACAAAGCCUUUCAGUAUUUAAGAAAUCAUAUCAACCACCCUGAGGACUGUCUGUCUGGAAGAGUUUCACUCAAAUUGUUUUAGAAAUAUUUUUCAGACUCCGCUUUCUUCUGCAGUCAUAUCAACCGCACAACUGACCAUUCAUAAAUAAAAAAAAACGUGGAACUUGUGUGCCUGUGUCAAUGGAUGCUCUGAACGUGAGGGCUGUGAUGGAUACAGGUUCAGCUGUUGUCCAGAUGUGGGACAAAGCUGACUUAUGUAACUACUGACUGUACAUACUGCAUGACACCAGUUCAGUAAUAACUGCAUGUGUUGAUCAUGUAACAGUUGUAUCACAACACACACA